AUGGCUACCCCCAGUGUCCUAGCUUUUGACGCUGAGGGUAGGGCCAUUGACUUCGAGGUCUGGGUAGAUGAUCUACAGCUGUUCUUACAGUGCGAUAGGGCAGACGGUCUCUCUCUCUUUGACCUCACCUCUAGCGCCUCCCCUGCCCGUGCUGCCAAUGCUGACGCCACUGUUCGUCCCCAGUGGGCCACGCGCGACGCUGCUGCACGUCUUGUUGUGCGUCGCCACCUCCCUACCUCUGAGCGUGCACACUUUAGUCAGUACAAGAGUGCUCAGACCUUGUACGACGCUGUAGUUGCACGCUACUCCUCCCCUGCCACUGCUGCACUGAGCCGUCUCAUGCUGCCGUACCUCUUCACUGACCUUGCUGCCUUUCCCACAGUUGCUGAUCUCAUUACGCACCUCUGCACUAGUGACACCCGCUACCGCGCUGCGCUUCCUGCUAACUUCUGCGCCAAGAACCCCCCCCCCCCAUGGGCAAGGGGGGCAAGGGCACUGGAGGAGCUGGCGGGGGCGGUGGAGGUGGCGGUUGAGGCGGCGGAGGGAGUGGGGGUGGUGGAGGGAGCGGUGGAGGAGGUGGGGGUACCAGUGGCGGCAGUGGGGGCGGAGGCAGCGGCGAUUUCGGAGGGAGCGGAGGAGGCGGCGGCAGCGGAGGCGGCGGUGGUGGUGGAGGCGGCGGUGGUGGCGGAGGCGGCGGAGGGGGCGGAGGUGGAGGUGGAGCUGGUCGCGGGUCUACGCAGAGGAGUGGCUCCGGUGGUGGUCCGCGCUAGCAGCAGCAGCGUGGUCGUGAGACCCUGUCCCCUCAGCAGCUCCGUGAGUGGUACACUGCACGCCAGCGGGGUGGGGGUGGAGGCGGCGGCGGUGGCGGAGGGAGCGGAGGCGGCGGCGGUAGCGGAGGCGGCGGCGGUGGUGGAGGCGGCGGUGGUGGCGGAGGCGGCGGAGGCGACGGAGGCGGCGGAGGAGGCGGAGGAGCUGGUCGCGGGGCGGGAGUAG
Messenger RNA from Closterium sp. NIES-65, 993 nucleotides. NCBI's taxonomy places the organism in Eukaryota, Viridiplantae, Streptophyta, Zygnematophyceae, Desmidiales, Closteriaceae. The record is from the annotation of a GenBank genome assembly.